AAAAUCUUCCAGGCAUUUCUUUUGGAUAAGAGUAUUUUCCCAUUUUCAGUGUAUGUCUGUGAAAGAAGGGCAAGGGACAACAGGAAGGUCGGCACUAACAGGAAAAGGAGCAGCAGCAGAAUUGAUAAUGUCUUUGGCCUCAACAAUCCCCUCAACUGCUAAUGCAGGUACUCAUUCUUAUCAUACUCACUACACCAGUUCUUCAGUUCCCAGAUCAAAUCUUAAGCUCAGGUACACUUGUGUAAGCAAUCCGCACACACUAAAGCGUUUUGCAGUCAUAAGUUGCAGCCAUGGAGAAAAAGAAACGAUAUCCCAAAACCCAUCUAUAACAGACCAGCUUAAACCCUUAGCUCUGGAAUUUCGACACGCAAAACCCUCAGCCACCGAAACCCAUGACCUCAACCAUGGGAUAUCACAGUCCAAACCAAGAUCAGAUUACGUCAAUGGAAGAAAUCACAGAGCAUCAGUUCAACCUAUGGAACGCGAGAGGGGCAGUAAUCCUCAAAUGGCAUGGCUUGGGCGCUUGAAAAGGAAAUUAGAUUCAUGUAAGCCAACCCAGAAGGCUAUUUUUGAGGUUCUAGAUUCCUUACAAGAAACCCCAAGUCCCAAAACUGUGACGACCACUAUGAAUGGUUUUCAAGACUGGAAGAGGGCAUAUUGUUUCUUUCAGUGGCUCCGCAAAAAUGAAGAUUUUCAGAUGAAUACCGUGAUCUAUAAUGUGACCAUGAAGAUCCUGAGGAAAGGAAGGCAAUGGGGUAGGGUGGAGGAGUUGGUUGAGGACAUGCUUGAUCAAGGGAUUGACCCUGACAACAUAACCUUCUCCACUGUGAUAAGUUGUGCCAGACAGUGCAAUCUUCCUCGCAAGGCUGUAGAAUGGUUCGAGAGAAUGAGUGAGAUUGGGUGUGUGCCUAAUGGGAUAACGUAUACUGCAAUGGUAGAUGCUUACAGUAGAGCUGGUCAAGUAGAGGAAGCCAUAGAUUUGUAUGAGCGAGCAAGAGCAAAUGGGUGGAUACCUGAUAUUAAAGCAUUCUCUACAAUGAUGAAAAUGUACAAUCUUGCUUGGGAUUUUGAUGGUGCAUUGUAUACAUUCCAAGAAAUGAAAGCACUGGGAGUUAAGCCUAAUUUGGUUGUAUAUAAUACAAUGUUGGACACAGUAGCAAAGGUAGAGAAGCCAAGGGAGGCUAAACAGCUAUUUGAAGAGAUGAUUGAUGUGGGACUUAGACCUGAUCAGAUAACUUUUACUUGCCUUUUAAGGAUAUAUGCUAAGGCUAAGCGGGGAGGUGACGCUUUGCAGCUGUUUGAAAAAAUGAAAGAACAAGAAUGCAAGGAGGACACCAUUCUUUAUAAUACCCUGUUGGGCAUGUGCGCUGAUAUAGGCCUUGUGGAGGAGGCUGUCAUACUUUUUAAGGAGAUGUGUGAGUCAGACAGUUGUAAGCCUGAUAGCCGGAGUUAUACAUCGAUGAUAGAUCUCUAUGCAAGUAGAGGUCAGAUAGAAGAGGCUAGUAGGAUGUUCAGUGAGAUGAUGGAAGCUGGAUUCAGGCCUAAUCUGAUGGUUUGCACAUCUCUUAUACAAUGUUAUGGUAGAAUAAAGAGAUUUGAUGAUGUUGUAAGGACAUUUAAUCUUCUUCUUGAUGAAAGGAUCUCUCCAGAUGACAAGUUUUGUGGAUCUCUCCUAUCAGUGCUUACUCUCUGUGAGAAGAAAGAGUUCAAUAAGAUUCAUGAAUGCAUUGAGAAAAUCAAUCCUGAAUUGAGUGUACUUAUCAAGAUGCUGCAGGAAGAGGACAUCAUCUUAUCAGCUCUUGAAGAAGAACUUGAAACUGUAUUGUAUCAGGCAUCAGACGAAGUUCGAAAACCCUUUUGUAAUUAUUUAAUUGACUUGUGUUACAAGUUUAACUCACCAGAAAGAGCUCGCAAUUUGUUCUCUCUGGGAACAUUUUUUGGAGUCUACACAGAUCUUCAGAUCAAGUCAAAUAGAGAAUGGUGUUUAAAUUUACGCAGCCUCUCAUUUAAAGUAGCAAUUACUGCCUUUGAUGAUUGGAUAGUCAGUCUAUCAAAAUCUCUUAAAAAUGGGAAGGAGAUACCUCCAUUGCUUUGGAUUCAUACUGGUCAUGGAAAUCACAAGGGCUCUUCGGAUCAAAGUUCCAGUUUGGUAACUCUCUUUGGAACUCAUUUAAGGGAAUUGGAUUCUCCUUUUGAGCAGAGUACGGAAAGAGUUGGUUGGUUUUUAGCAACACGAGAUGCAGCAAUUUCAUGGCUACACUCAAGGAAUUCAUCUAUAGUAAUCACUGGCUAGAUAAGUUGCUGUUGCUAUUAAUUCAUGUUUUGGGCCAGAUUGUACAAUAUUCUGAUUUCUCUUUCCUCUUCAAUGAGUAGCUGUAUGUGGGGUUUUCUCCCAAUUCAACCUAUUGUAGAUACUUCCCUCUUUGGAAUCGUUAAUUUUAUACAUGAAUAGAUGCAGGAGCAACUGGAAUCAUAAGAUCUAUUUCAGAGAACAAUAAAAACAGCUUAAAUUAGAUUUUCCAUACAAAGGAAGAAAAGUAACUUGAGAACAGUCUCUUCCUUCAAACAGGGAAAAUCAAUCACAUUCUUCUAGAAAAAACAGCUUUAUUCUAAGGAAGUGUAAAUUUCUCGGAAGUUAGUAAAGUGUAUAGAGGCUCUAGAAAAUCUAGGAGCCUUUUCAAGUCA
Cryptomeria japonica (Japanese cedar) is the source of this 2685-nucleotide messenger RNA. RefSeq names its product pentatricopeptide repeat-containing protein At5g46580, chloroplastic. Gene Ontology annotation, molecular function: protein binding. The transcript has a single exon. The record is from RefSeq and is a predicted model, not a curated record. Bases 53 to 2293 code for a protein of 746 amino acids. NCBI's taxonomy places the organism in Eukaryota, Viridiplantae, Streptophyta, Pinopsida, Cupressales, Cupressaceae.